Messenger RNA from Colletotrichum siamense, 228 nucleotides. RefSeq lists its product as uncharacterized. Lineage: Eukaryota; Fungi; Ascomycota; Sordariomycetes; Glomerellales; Glomerellaceae. The transcript has a single exon. The record is from RefSeq and is a predicted model, not a curated record. Bases 1 to 228 code for a protein of 75 amino acids.
AUGAGAGACGACAGUGUCCGCGCAACAUGCGUUGACACUGACAGCAUCACCCUUGCCUCCAACUUGCCAGCCAAACCGUGCCAACCUAUGGAAACUGCCCUUUUGCUUGUCCAGCUGGACACUGGGGAAAAUCUCCAGGGGCUCGCUCCUUAUGGUGAGCAGACCCCUGUCACGGCGGAUCCUGCGCACUCAAAUUGGUGCUUAUUCUGCGACAAGGUCUCGGGCUAA